Phyllostomus discolor (pale spear-nosed bat) is the source of this 1079-nucleotide messenger RNA. It is a transcript of the gene ISOC2, whose product is annotated as isochorismatase domain containing 2. Gene Ontology annotation, cellular component: cytoplasm. Bases 138 to 752 code for a protein of 204 amino acids. The transcript has 6 exons. NCBI's taxonomy places the organism in Eukaryota, Metazoa, Chordata, Mammalia, Chiroptera, Phyllostomidae. The record is from RefSeq and is a predicted model, not a curated record.
CGAUUGGGCGGCUCGGCCGAGUCAGCGGCAGGACCGCGUGGGGUUGGGCCGCGAGUCGUAACACUGCCUAACAGUGACCCGGGGCCGGGAACCGGGUGGGAGGUCGUGAGCGGCGCAAGCCUGGGCUCUGAAAGGACAUGGCUGCCGUAAAGCCCAGCCUGGGCCGAGUCCUCCCCAGAUCGUCCAUGCUUUUCCUGUGCGACAUGCAGGAGAAGUUCCGCCACAUCGCUUACUUCCCCCAGAUCGUCUCUGUGGCCGCCCGCAUGCUCAAGGUGGCCCGGCUGCUGGAGGUGCCAGCCGUGCUGACAGAGCAGUACCCACAAGGCCUGGGCCCUACAGUGCCUGAGCUGGGGGCCGAGGGCCUGCGGCCAGUGACCAAGACCUGCUUCAGCAUGGUGCCCGUGGUGCAGCAGGAGCUGGACUCUCGGCCUCAGGUGCGCUCUGUGCUCCUUUGUGGCAUCGAGACACAGGCCUGCAUCAUGAACACGGCCCUGGACCUCCUGGACCUGGGGUUGCAGGUCCAUGUGGUGGUGGACGCCUGCUCCUCCCGCAGCCAGGUGGACCGCCUAGUGGCACUAGCCAGGAUGCGGCAGAGCGGUGCCUUCCUCUCCACCAGCGAAGGGCUCAUUUUGCAGCUUGUGGGUGAUGCUGCGCACCCCCAGUUCAAGGAGAUCCAGAAGAUCAUCAAGGAGCCUGCCCCAGACAGCGGGUUGCUCGGCUUCUUCCAAGGCCAGAACCCCCUCUUCCGCUGAACUCCUACUCUGCCUUGAGGGGGAGAUCUCCAUUCCUCCUGUCACUGAGGCCUCUGUGGAAGUGCCUUCCCCCCACCCUUGGAUCCCAAGAGUGGUGCAAUCCACUGGGAGUACCACCCCCUCGGGAGGGGAGGCGGGUGCUGCCUUACCAUUGGGCAACAGCUCCCGGAAAUGCAAAUGAAACUUUGGAAGCUGGAUGACCAUUGGUGAGGCUGGGCUGGAGGCGGGGCUCGGCCCCGGGCCACUUCACGCGGGUGGGAAAAGGAGGGGGAGGGAGUGUCACAGACUGUGUGGGACCCAGACUCGAAGAAUAAACUGAUGUAGCUG